AUGCAAUUAGACAUUGAUCUGAACCGAAUUGUUUUUAAUUACCACUGGCUCUUUGGGUCAGAAGACUUAAAUUUGCAUAAAACACAAUCUGUUCAAGCGCAAGAAGCAUUAGAAUUACUGAAGGAGAUUGAUUUGGAGGAAAGAAAACUUCACUAUGAAAAGAUUCUACAGCAAGAUGAAAUGCAAAAAAUAAAAUUACGAAUCACUGAGCUAACAACUGCUUUGCAAACAAAACAGCAGAAUUACCUUCACUUAAGUGAUCAAAUUGAGCAAAAUUGGUGUAAAUUGCAAAGUUUGCGACAUAUACAAAAAUAUUCUACCACCACACUGACAGUAAAGAAGACAACGUUUGAGCAGCAACAACAUAUAGACAGGUUCAUCAGUGCUACCUUUCGACUUGAUAAAUGCAGUGAAGUGCGCAAUGACGUGCAAACGAUGAAUGUCACGGAUAGAUCAGAGAUGUUCAGUGAAAUUCGUCAGAUUCCCGUUCACGUUCUCAGCAACUUUGAAUCUCAUAAGUUGAAAAAGCCAAUACCAAAAGAUGAAACUGAUCGAAUGAAUUAUAUACAAAAGUGCCGACUGCAAUUACAAAUUGAAUUCAAUAAGAUUGUUGUAUGUAAAACAUUGUAUCAACCGCUCGACAAUCAUUUUCAAGCUUAUUUUGGUCAAAUUUAUAGUUUGCAAGUGAGGAUUUGCUCGUUGACUUUAAUUCAGGUGAAAGACAUACCUGAAUCCGUUACGAUAACAAUUUUUGAAAAAGUGCCUAAAACUGAUGCUCGUAAAAUUGCUGUUGUUGGACUACCAUUGCCAGAUGAAAAUCACAUUACUGAAGGAUGUGGUACUGUAGUACCAGUUCAGUUUGCUAGUGAUUUAGUUAUCGAAGGGAUGUACUCAAGUCUUGGUUCUGGUAACGGUAAACCAUGCAUAGCUGGUGAACUGUACUGUAAUGCAUUUUGGGCUAAAGGUGCAUUUAAGGCCAAUAAACUACAUCAGUUUCCAACAUUUACUUUUAAACAGCAAUCUAAGGCAGUAAAAGUUACCGAUUUCAUACCAGAAGAAGUUCGACUAUGUACUGAUCAAGAAUUCAACAAUGACAUUAGAUUGCAAGCACUACAGCAUCGCAGCAAGCAAAAAAACGAAAUGAAAAAACUGAUACCACUACUUAGUUCUGAAAUGGAGCAUCAGAUAAGCGAUUCAUACGAAAAUGAAGCAAGCAGUCAAUUCAGUUACAAAGCUUGGAUUGACAAGCAUCGUAGCACUGGUCACAGAUAUGCAACAAUGAUACGAAAUCUAUUUUAUGAAAAAGCAGGUAAUGAACAACGUGUAGAAACGCUUCAAGGUUUGGUACACGAAGAACCAAUUCCUACAUUUUUUAAUGCAUUUAGUAGUAUGGUAAUUUCUCCUAUAAUGAUAUCACGGAAGUUACGUCCAACACGACGGAUGAUAACUAAACGACAGAUAACGAAUGAUGUGGAAUAUAGUCUCGUCAUCAACAUCCAAUCAGCCUUGAAUCUUCCUGAACCUGAAACCGGAAAGUUGUUUUCGUUUGUUGUAAUAUCAUUUCAGGGUUUGGCUGUGAAAACUUUUGCAUGCUAUGGACAAAACGCCAACUGGCAGCAUACAGUUGAAUUGAAAUUGGAUAGAGUUUACAAUCAAAAUAACGAUUUAAAAAAAAUUACUGAUUCAGUGCAUAUCACAGUUUACGAUCAAGUCUUAAGCAAGCUUGAUCAAGACGACCGAGAACCUAAUUCAGUGCAUGAACAACUGGAAAUUCGAUGGUUAGGUUCUUUGUCCAUACCUUUCAGUACUAUUUAUUAUGCUGGUAAAAUUGAUGGAACUUUACAACUUCAAACACCAUUAUUUCUCACUUCUUACAGAUACAAUAGCCAGCCAACUUAUUUGAAACUAUUAAUUGCCUUUCAACCAGCUAUAAGUCCGUUGAAAGUCAACUUAAUAAAAUACGUAAACAUACAUAGAAAAGCAAUGGAAUGGGAACAAAAUGCUACAAAUCGUUUUCCUGGUCGUCGUUACAUUAGCAUAAUACAAAGUACCACAGGAAAACGAGUAUUGGCCUGCAGAUUUUUACGGCCGAUUAAGCCACCAACAUCAUGUGUCUUGGACAAUAAUGACUCAUCACCACGAAAAUUGGCUCAUACACUAUGUCAGCUAGUUUCUUGUAUACCGUUCCUUGAAGAUGCAGUCAAUUUGCCAAAGUUUUGUGAUGUAUGGACCACUGUUGAUCAGUUUAUGCAAAUUGGAUAUGGAAGCGAAGAACAUGCCAUUUUGCUAUGUUGUUGGCUGUUGCAUUUCCAUAUUCCAUCGUAUGUGUUGCUUGGAGAAUCGUUACUGCAAGGUCCAAGAUCGACAUGUGUAUUAGCAAUGAUUCCAGAAGGUGCUAUAAUCUUAAAUGCUUCAUAUGGUACAUCUUAUAACAUAAAUGAUCCCCUUUGUCCUAUUAUAAGCAUUGGUACUGUAAUUACUAUCGGAAAUCACUAUGCAAAUAUCCAGCAACACGAACAUCCUAGUCAAAUGCAGUUUGAUUUUACUGUAAGAGUUGAAAAGUUACCACUAGAAUUUAUGAAUACUUCAAGAAGAGUGAAUAGAUUACAGAAACGUAAUAAAUGGUUACCAAUGUUUAACACCAAUCAAACUGAAUUAGAAUCAAUCCAACCAAAGCAGAUAGUUUAUUUGGAGAUGGAUAAAAAUGCGAUUCUACAGCUCAGAACUGACUUAGAGCGUGAAAUCCGUUUGAAAUUUGACCAGUCUCGUCAAUAUGGUAUCCCACAAUGGAAUUUACUCGCUUCCAGGAUGCUACGUGAGCUGUUAACUGAACAGGAAACAUUGGAUAAUAUAGAAAGAGUAAAUUACGCUUUAAUGACGCUACGUACAUCAUACCACGUAAAUGCUGUGGCAUUUCGCGAACGAUACACUAACUCAAAGGCAAUAAUUGACAAAUUACUUUCGUUGAAAAUGCAAGAAAAUAGCGAUGCAAGUGUACAGUUUGCAGUUGCAAUUCAUUUGCACCCUUUCGUGAAUAAUAUUUUGUCGUGUUCUGUUGCGAUUGCUGCACUAAAACCUUUGGUAAGGUGA
This is a messenger RNA of Thelazia callipaeda (thelaziosis nematode), 3090 nucleotides long. The record is from the annotation of a GenBank genome assembly. Lineage: Eukaryota; Metazoa; Nematoda; Chromadorea; Rhabditida; Thelaziidae.